AUGAGUCCUUGGCCAAGCAUUCGUGUGGGACAACAAGAUCUUAGUGAACUUGAUGAAGUUCAAGUGUUGUGUGGAGUGAACCAUGAAGAUUUGAAAGAGCUUUUUCAUGUGUCAAAAACAAUUAGAGAAGCGACUAUGAUGACUAAGGAAUUGCAUUUUGAUAUUAAAACACCAAAGAAGAAAAAAAUAGCUUUUCUUAAUACAUUUGAUUUGGAGGGUGCAAAAGGAUUUAAGGAAAAGCAAGCUCUAAACGGGCCGCUGAAGAAAACAAAAUCAAGGUUGCAUCGGAAGAAGUUGGAUAACAACAUCUCGCAGGCCUUGUUUGCUUUCAUGGAUGAAGAAGAACCACGAAAGGACAACUGCCACAGGAGGAGAAGGACAACUGAGGAUAAUGAUUAUUGAUUAGAAACCAGGAUGAUAGAUUAUGGAUAGAGAUUACAGACAUUACUUCCUUUGAUUAGAGAUGAAUUUGAUAUCUACUCUAAGACAUGUCAGUGGUCUAUUUUCUUUCACAUGUU
Glycine soja is the source of this 518-nucleotide messenger RNA. Its product is annotated as F-box protein At1g61340-like. The transcript has 3 exons. The record is from RefSeq and is a predicted model, not a curated record. Bases 1 to 402 code for a protein of 133 amino acids. Lineage: Eukaryota; Viridiplantae; Streptophyta; Magnoliopsida; Fabales; Fabaceae.